CGUGUCACGGCGAGCCUUUUAAAAAAUAAAAAAUAAAGAGAGGCAAAGCCGAAAAAGCUGUAAUUCCUUCUCUUCUCCUAUUCAGUAUACAUUCAGUGGCGUAGCUUUUGCUCUGUAUCCGUGGAAAUCUCAACCGCAGGUUAAUUUCAAAGUUUUAACAUGUCUAACUCGGGUAUAGAUGUUUCUCCCAAGGGUGGAUUUAGUUUCGAUCUUUGCAGAAGAAAUGAUAUGCUCGCUAAGAAGGGAGUUCAGCCACCGUCUUUUCGGAAGACGGGAACUACAAUUGUUGGUUUAAUUUUCCAGGAUGGCGUCAUUCUUGGAGCAGAUACAAGAGCCACUGAAGGACCCAUAGUUUGUGAUAAGAACUGUGAAAAGAUUCAUUAUAUGGCACCAAACAUAUAUUGCUGUGGAGCAGGAACUGCUGCUGAUACAGAGGCAGUAACAGACAUGGUCAGCUCACAGCUGCAACUGCAUCGCUACCAUACUGGUCGAGAAUCAAGGGUUAUUACGGCUCUGACCCUUCUUAAGAAACACCUUUUCAACUACCAAGGACAUGUCCAAGCUGCUUUGGUUCUUGGUGGAGUUGAUGUUACUGGACCUCAUCUACAUACUAUAUACCCCCAUGGAUCAACUGACACACUGCCAUUUGCAACGAUGGGAUCUGGUUCACUUGCUGCUAUGGCCAUGUUCGAGUCCAAGUACAGAGAAGGCCUGACUAGGGAUGAAGGAAUAAAUCUUGUUGUUGAAGCUAUAUGCUCUGGUAUAUUUAAUGAUUUGGGAAGUGGAAGCAAUGUUGAUGUUUGUGUGAUAACCAAGGGGCACAAGGAGUACCUUAGAAACCAUCUCACGCCAAAUCCACGUACCUAUGUCAAUCCAAAAGGCUUUACUUUUCCUAAGAAGAUUGAAGUUCUCUUAACGAAGAUUACUCCAUUGAAGGAGAAGGUGGAAGUGAUUGAAGGAGGUGAUGCAAUGGAAGAGUGAAAAUCAUCAUGCAGUCGGCAAUAUGGGUUUGAGUUGUUUUUCCAACUUACAUUAUAAUCUUUGUAUUAAGUGGAUCAAUGAUAUUGUUUUCAGUUUCCAGUUUCAAAAUCUCAAUAGGUCCAGAGUCCAGACAUUAAAACUUAUCUUGGAUUUCAAUUUUUUCCAAACUCACAUGCGGGUGCGUUUAACU
Messenger RNA from Alnus glutinosa, 1171 nucleotides. RefSeq names its product proteasome subunit beta type-7-B. The transcript has 9 exons. Gene Ontology annotation, molecular function: threonine-type endopeptidase activity. Gene Ontology annotation, cellular component: proteasome core complex. Lineage: Eukaryota; Viridiplantae; Streptophyta; Magnoliopsida; Fagales; Betulaceae. The record is from RefSeq and is a predicted model, not a curated record. Bases 160 to 981 code for a protein of 273 amino acids.